UAGGUGCCGCUGGCGGGGCGCCGCGCUGCCAGGCGGGGGAGGGAGGGGAGGAGGAGAGAAAAAGCGAGCGGAGCGGGGCAGCGCAGCGCUUCUCCUCCCUCCUCCUCUUCCUCCUCCUCCUCGGGGCCGAGCCGAACCCUCCGCCCGGCGCAGAGCGGAGCCCGGACCAGCGGGGGCGCCACAGCCGCCCCGCCAGCCGGGGCUGCGCGCUGCCCUGCACCGCUCCGCGCUGCCAUGCCGCCGCCGCGCCGCCCGGGCAUGCCGCGUUCGCUGCCGGCCCCCGUCUCUUGCCUGCUGCUCGCCGCCCUGCUCUGCGGAGGAGCGGGGGCCGCUCGAGUUAACAAGCACAAGCCAUGGAUUGAAACAACCUAUCAUGGUAUAGUUACAGAAAAUGACAACAUGGUGCUCUUGGACCCCCCUUUAAUAGCCCUGGACAAAGAUGCUCCUCUGCGUUUUGCAGAGAGUUUUGAGGUGACAGUCACCAAAGAAGGUGAGAUUUGUGGAUUUAAAAUUCACGGGCAAAAUGUUCCUUUUGAAGCAGUGGUAGUGGAUAAAUCCACUGGUGAGGGAAUAAUACGCUCUAAAGAAAAGCUUGACUGUGAACUACAGAAGGACUACACAUUCACCAUACAGGCCUAUGACUGUGGAAAGGGACCAGAUGGAGCGAAUGCAAAAAAAUCCCACAAAGCAACAGUACAUAUUCAGGUGAACGAUGUUAAUGAGUAUGCUCCUGUGUUCAAAGAGAAGUCAUACAAAGCAACAGUUAUUGAAGGGAAGAGGUAUGACAACGUCUUGAAAGUGGAAGCAGUGGAUGCAGAUUGUUCACCUCAGUUCAGCCAGAUUUGCAAUUAUGAAAUUGUAACUCCGGAUGUACCUUUUGCUAUUGACAAAGAUGGUUAUAUAAAAAACACAGAAAAGUUAAACUAUGGUAAAGAACAUCAGUAUAAACUGACAGUAACAGCGUAUGACUGUGGGAAGAAGAGAGCUGCUGAGGAUGUGUUAGUUAAAAUUAGCAUUAAGCCUACAUGCAAGCCUGGCUGGCAAGGUUGGAGCAAAAGAAUAGAAUAUGAGCCUGGUACUGGUUCAUUAGCUCUCUUCCCUGGUAUGCGUUUGGAGACGUGUGAUGAGCCAAUAACUUCAAUUCAAGCAACAGUUGAACUAGAAACCAACCAUAUUGGUAAAGGCUGUGAUAGAGACACCUACUCUGAGAAAUCCAUUCACAGACUCUGUGGUGCUUCUUCUGGCACUGCUGAGCUACUUCCCCCUCCAAGUAGUGCUGCUAACUGGACAAUAGGCCUUCCUACUGAUAAUGGUCAUGACAGUGACCAAGUCUUUGAAUUUAAUGGCACACAAGCUGUGAAGAUUCCAGAUGGCGUUGUCACAGUCAAUCUAAAAGAGCCCUUCAUGAUUUCAGUAUGGAUGAGGCAUGGGCCUGGAACCAAAGAGAAAGAGACAAUUCUGUGCAAUUCAGACAAGACAGAUAUGAACCGGCACCACUACGCACUCUACGUACACAACUGCAGACUUGUUUUCCUCUUCCGCCAAGAUCCUUCAGAGGGAAAAACAUACAAACCUGCUGAAUUUCACUGGAAACUAAAUCAAGUGUGUGACAAAGAGUGGCAUCAUUAUGUCCUCAACGUUGAAUUUCCUGCAGUAACUCUUUAUGUAGACGGUGUUUCAUACGAUCCUUUCCCAGUGACUGAAGAUUACCCACUUCAUCCUUCAAAGAUAGAAACGCAGCUAGUAGUUGGAGCAUGUUGGCAAGAAUAUACAGGAAAUGAAAAUGACAAUGAAACUGUGGCUGAGACCUCUGCAGGUGGCGAACUCCACAUGGCUCAGUUUUUCCGAGGCAAUCUGGCAGGUUUGAUGAUUCGUUCUGGUAAACUGGAGAACAAGAAAGUGAUAGAUUGCCUAUAUACUUGCAAGGAGGGACUGGAUUUGCAGAUGGCUGAUGGUGUUGGCAAAGGCGUGAAGAUCCACAUGAACCCAAGUCAGUCAACACUGACCUUAGAAGGAGAUGAUAUUGACAGAGUUGAUAAGGCCAUGCAACACAUUUCCUAUCUGAAUUCUCGCCAGUUCCCAACACCUGGGAUUCGGAGGCUUAAAAUCACCACUGUUGUCAAAUGUUUCAAUGAAGAGGCUUGCGUCUCCAUUCCUUCUGUGGAGGGAUAUGUAAUGGUCUUGCAACCAGAGGAACCAAAAAUCAGCCUUAGUGGCAUCAACCAUUUUGCUCGCUCUGCUUCAGAGUUUGAGAGUUCUGAGGGUGUUUCCCUCUUUCCUGAGCUUCGCAUAAUAAGCACCAUUACACGGGAGGUGGAGCCAGAAGGAGAUGGAGAUGAAGAUCCUACAGUCCAAGAGUCUUUGGUAUCUGAAGAAAUCAUGCAUAACCUGGAUACGUGUGAGGUGACAGUGCUAGGAGAGGAACUAAAUCAGGAACAAGAAAGCCUGGAGAUUGACAUGACACGAUUACAGCAGAAAGGCAUUGAGAUGAGUAGUUCCAACCUGGGCAUGAUAAUUACAGGGGUUGAUACUAUGGCUAGUUAUGAAGAAGUUUUGCAUUUGAUACGCUACAGAAACUGGCACACUGUUUCUCUCUUUGACAGAAAGUUCAAAUUAGUCUGUUCUGAGCUUAAUGGACGUUAUGUCAGCAAUGAGUUUAAAGUGGAGGUGAAUGUUAUCCACACAGCUAACCCAGUUGAACAUGCUAAUCACAUAGCUGCACAACCACAAUUUGUUCAUCCAGUGCAUCACACAUUUGUUGAUCUCUCUGGUCACAACUUAGCUAACCCUCAUCCAUUUUCAGUUGUUCCAAGUACAGCCACUGUUGUGAUUGUAGUUUGUGUCAGUUUCCUGGUUUUUAUGAUUAUUCUGGGAGUGUUCCGAAUCCGAGCGGCACAUCAGAGAACAAUGCGUGACCAGGACACUGGAAAGGAAAAUGAGAUGGACUGGGAUGACUCUGCUUUGACCAUCACUGUGAACCCCAUGGAGACUUACGAGGAUCAACACAGCAGUGAAGAGGAAGAGGAGGAAGAGGAAGAAGAAAGUGAAGAUGGAGAAGAAGAUGACAUCACUAGUGCAGAGUCUGAAAGCAGUGAGGAGGAAGAGGGAGAGCAGGAGGAGGACCAACAGAAUGUUAAUAGACAGCAACAGCUGGAAUGGGAUGACUCUACCCUCAGUUAUUGAUUCUAGCUGUUCCCUUUGUCUUUACGUUUCUGCUCUAGAAGACUCCACUGUAAUACACUCCAUUGUUACCAAGGAUUCAUGGUGUUUAAAAAAAAAAAAAAAAAAAUCAUUCUGGCCAGUAGAUUCAACCCACACACAUCCCAGUGUUUGUGAUAUGUCAGCUAGUUCCUGAUGCUGUUGCUAGAAUUGUAGUUAGCACCUCUUUUCCUUCAGCCAUGCCUCAGUGACUGGAUUUUUUUUUUUUUUUUUACGCUAUGUGAGAUACCACCUUGCACUUUUUUCUUCAUGUCAUCAUCUCAGCUAAGUGACUCUACAGAUCCGUAGCCAUUGCACAUGAAUUUCUGAACUGUCUUUUUUGCUCAGUGAAACAAACUUGGCUUUGUUCUUUUUUCUCUUUCUAAAAGAUGCAAAGAUUGCUUGUUGACAAAGGGUAAAGCUGCUCAUUUCAGCCUGUUGAUUCCUUUUAAUUUUUUUCCCAAAUUAGUGCAUGUGUAAAGUGGCAGAAUGAGGUUAAUAUGUAGAAGAUUAACAGACUUUUUAAUAUUUUGUAAAUAUAUUGGAAUUAUGUAAUUAUGUCAUUUGUGGUAGUGAAAACAGGGAUUGGGGUUUGAAACAUGCUAAAGUAAAAAAUCAUGCAGCAUGAAAUAUUACAAGUCUCAUACUACUGCAGCAGGAGCACGGGCACAGUUAUCUAGUGUAGAUGUUUCAGUAAUACAGUGUCAUAUGCCUUGACUGCCAUAUGUUCGCUCAUGCCCCGCUCUGUUUUUUAAUUUUUCUUUCCUUUUCUUUAAUCUCAUUUAUUUUUGCAGAGGCAACAGAAAGCUUGUGAGAAAUUGUAAAGGCUUUAGGAACCUCUGCAGAGGUUCGACUGCCCUGUGCAAUACAGUUGUUUGUUUGUUUUUUCUUUUUUCUUUUGUUUUUCUCCAAGUCUUGGCAUAAGGGCUUUUAAGUUAUUGGGAAAAAACACUACUUGGAUGGUGGGCAAAUUAGUGUGCUGUUGCUGUGGUGUGUUGCCACAGCUCCUAUUAAUUACAGUGAGGCUGCCUGUAGUACAAUGAUGGUCUGUUCAUACUGCUGACAGGGCGGAUUAUUCAUUUAGUUGAUUGAUUGUUACAUUGGUAACUGAAGCUGGAAAGCCUGAUACCUUUGUACCUGUGCACCGUGGCUACCAGUCUACACAGAUGGGUAUUUUGGUUUUUUUUGGCUGUUCAGUUUUUCUAAUUUGGUAGUGGGAGGGUUUGGGGCAUAGCUGAUAUCAUUUCUAUUAAACACACUCCUGCUCAUUCCCUGUAGCCCCUUGUACAGUAACUUGGACUGUUGGUGUAUUAAGCCUUUGUUUACACUUAGUAAUUGUGUUUUCCUGCUGGUAAAAGAAACUGUAGCAUAAAUUAGCCAACCAGAAGACCUUGGGAAUCAUGCUAAUAUUAUUCCAAGUACGAUGAUUUUGGUUGUUUCUGAUCAAAAAGUUCAAACUUGGAAUUGCAAAGGACUUUUCUAAAGAAGUAGCUGAAAGGUACGAAAAGUAAGUUAUGACCCCAUGGUGGAGGAUGCUAGUUUUUUUGCAAGGCAGGUCUUGUUCAUUUAACUUUAUUUGGUCUUAUGCAGAGCCUUGAAUAAUGAGUAUCUGCUUACUUCAUUUUUACAUUUGGAGGUGGACUAAAAAGAGUAACUUGUUUUGCUUAUAACAGGAGACUAGGACUCCAUUCACUCCUCAGCACGGUAAGCAAAGUUCCAGUUUUUGAUCUUGUAUGUAGUCUGCCUUUGUUCUAGGUGCACAGACCACACCUCUCAUAGCAGGCUAGUUAGUGGCUGACAGUACACAGCAGGGACACGCUGCAUUGGGUAAGCGUGCUAGAAGAGCAACAAGCAAGCCAAAGGGUAGGGCACAAAGGGUCAUAAUUCAAAGAGAUAAAAGAUAAGGAUUGAUCCAAAUGUUUCUAUAGUUUUGAUUUUCAGAGCAGACCUAAUUCUCACCUAGUGAUGUGUGUAACGGGAUCUAACGGUGGGUUUUAUCUGGGGUAACGCUUGACUGCAGAGUGCCUUUUACAAUAGUAGAUGGACCUGGAAGCAGGGAAGAGAACCCACACAACUAGCUUACCGUUUUUUGGGGUUGUUUUUUUAUGUAAAAUUUUAGAUUUCUAAAAUGGGGAAAUGGUUUUGACUACUUAUGUGGUAAUAUAACUGCUAGUUUUAAGUAAACUGGGAAACUUUUAACUUAUGUCUGACAGUUGUCCUGUGUUAAUGUGUAGAAGACUUAUCCUUCCAUAUACUGUUGCUGUAGCUGCUGUAUUUUAGACCAAAACUGAUCAUGACUUAAUGGUAAUACUGAAAGGUUGUAAAUGUCCUGAUGCAGUUUGUAGCCACUGUGGGUAUAACUUUUCAGAUGUGUAUAUUGGUAACAGGUCAGUUUGGAAAGUCUAUAAGCUACAAUAAAUUUCUGGUUCUAAA
Molecule: messenger RNA, 5631 nt
Organism: Harpia harpyja (harpy eagle)
Lineage: Eukaryota; Metazoa; Chordata; Aves; Accipitriformes; Accipitridae
Gene: CLSTN1
Product: calsyntenin 1
Exons: 19
Coding region: 235-3183 (982 amino acids)
Biological process (GO): positive regulation of synaptic transmission; positive regulation of synapse assembly; homophilic cell-cell adhesion
Cellular component (GO): postsynaptic membrane; cell surface
Molecular function (GO): calcium ion binding; X11-like protein binding; kinesin binding
Source: RefSeq, a predicted model, not a curated record